Messenger RNA from Python bivittatus (Burmese python), 379 nucleotides. The record is from RefSeq and is a predicted model, not a curated record. Lineage: Eukaryota; Metazoa; Chordata; Lepidosauria; Squamata; Pythonidae.
UUUUGAGCCGAGGGAGCUUCAGUCCCAAAUGGGGACGGAACUGAAGGGGUGGAAAAAGGAAGAGGAUGGCGCCCGGGACCAGGAGUGAGUCACAGGACAUGGUGACAUCACCCACUAGUGCUGAUGGUGAUGCUAUCAAGGUUUACAUAAGAGUGCGUCCUCCUUCAGAAGGAACUACAGUUGCUGAUAGAGAUAAUGGCUUGUGUUUAUCUGUUCUUUCAUCAAACAGUAUCCGUUUGCACUCAAAGCCUGAGCCUAAGAUAUUCAUAUUUGAUAAUGUGGCAGAUGCUAAUACAACUCAGGAAUCAGUGUUCUCAAGUGUGGCAAAAAAUAUAGUGGAAUCAUGCAUGAAUGGCUACAAUGGAACCAUUUUUGCUUA